Molecule: messenger RNA, 723 nt
Organism: Nannizzia gypsea CBS 118893
Lineage: Eukaryota; Fungi; Ascomycota; Eurotiomycetes; Onygenales; Arthrodermataceae
Exons: 3
Coding region: 1-723 (240 amino acids)
Source: RefSeq, a predicted model, not a curated record
AUGUCUCGAACUCUGAUGGAUGAGGUGUUGGAAUAUUCCAUUAGCUACGACUCGCACUCAUUUACUCAAGGAUUCCUUGGGGCAUUUAGGCCUUUUUGUCCCUUGUGGUCCAACAUGAAGCUUUUGUUGCCACCGGCCCCUCCAACGCUGGGCACUGACCUCUAUUUCUUCCAUCUAGCUCCUCUCCUCACAUUUAACAGUGAGAUCGACCCCGUGAAUUUCACGUUGAUGGACGGAUCUUGCCUUCCUCGCUCUCCAACAGAGAGUGAGCGUGCUGCAUUAUCCCAACUCUUCCCGUCGCAGCUUGGAUUCGGCGUGGAUGGUCCGUUCCUUGUGGUCUAUGUAAAGGAGCUGCCGGCCAAGCCCUGGCCUCGCUUUGUUGCCGGUCUUCUUCUAUAUCUCACGACGACGCCGUUCGCGUCCCCACUACCUGUAGGCAGCAUAGGAAUUGUCAGAUGGAGUGCUCUUCGUGACCUUGACGCGACAAGGACCUCCUCUGAAGCGUUGUACCAUGCGGUUAUUGAUUUCUUUGAAAACGAGGGAGUCCAAAUCCAGGAAAUCCAGUGGUUUUUUGGCUGCUGGAGGAUUGUCUUGCCUGAAAACACAGAAAUAUCCAAACUUCCAGGAAAACUUUGUCGUGUUGCUGCAUUCUACUUCUCCAAAGGUACCAGUCAUAAUGUUCCCCGAUCCGAGCUCGCACGACGCACUAAGCAGCCAGCAUGA